AUGUUUGAUGAGCUUAAACCAGCAAUAUACGAGAACGACAAAGUAGAUCGAGAUUUAUUAAAUAUGUUAAUAAAUAAAAUAGACACUCCAUUCAGAGUUCAUGUCGAUCAGGGUAUAUCUAUGCAUGCCUUAGAAACAAAGUAUUCAAACAUCAAAGCACUGGAUGACCCCAGAGCUAUAUCACAAAGGUACAGGAAAAUAUCUAACAACACAUUCAAUAAACAAAAUAACACUAACAAUAACACUGUCACCACUAACAACAAGCCAAGCCAAAAUAACCAGUCCCAUAAUAAUAAUAACAAUAACAAUGCCAGACAAAGUCUGAAUGGACGGUCGAAUCCCAAUCAUAACGCCGGCCCACCUCAGAGCGAUCAGGCAAUUCAACAAUCGUAUAACAGGCCACAACCCGGUCAAAAUCAAAAUUCUAAACCCAACCAUAAUAACAAUUAUAACAAUAGGAACAACGGUUCAAGACAGACAAGAAUGUCUCAUAUGAGCGUUGACACCCAAAGGAACGAUUCCAUGGCUAUGGAGAUCGGAACUUUGGAAGAAAAUCGGGCAGAAGAAGAGGACGAGAUAAACAUAAUGGAGGUCGAAUCAACCGACGAGGAAGACAAUAGGUCCUUAGCCGUUCAAACGGUUCACUCUAAAGAAGAAGAUCAGGGUUUCGACAUGCCUAUCCUAGAAACAGCCGUUAACAGAUUCAAAGUACAGCUAAUUUUUGCGGAGAGAAAACCUGAGGCCAUCGUACAGGUGUUCGGAAAAAAAAGAAUUUACAUUAGCAAAAAAGACUUGGAAGAUAACCAAGCAGUAAACACCCUCCGACGAGAAAUAACAACAGGAAAAAUAGGAGUUUUCUCACACCUUAGCGACCAUGAGUUUUACCAAUUCCAGAAAAUACUAGAAAAAGAAUAUACCUCCAACCCGAAGAUUAAUGAUGAGUGUUUAGCAGUACUCAGAAAAUCUGAUAACAAAAUGCGGUUUGGUCUGAGAAAGGCUAAACUGAAAAUAUUCAAAGCAGACAGCAAUAACAAUGAAGACGAUCUAGAUGAGGUCGACAACAACAUACACCCAGAAAAGCUAAAAAAGCUCUACCUAGCUGAAGACGACGAACAGCCUGAUGCCUAA
This is a messenger RNA of Anastrepha ludens (Mexican fruit fly), 1128 nucleotides long. RefSeq names its product myb-like protein P. The record is from RefSeq and is a predicted model, not a curated record. NCBI's taxonomy places the organism in Eukaryota, Metazoa, Arthropoda, Insecta, Diptera, Tephritidae. The transcript has 2 exons. Bases 1 to 1128 code for a protein of 375 amino acids.